AUGGCGGCCACAGUCGGCCCCCCAGUCAAAGAGAAAGGGAUAGCGCCGCUGGGUGUUGUCUCAUCCUUCCGUGGUGAUCCUGCCCUUCGCCUUUCUCGCCAUGAUAUCGACUGUUUAGCUGCACCUUUCCACAAUGCACUGGUGGGUCGGUUCAGCACUGGCAGGGCUCCCAUGGAGGUCAUACGUAAGUUCGUUAUGACAUUGGGUCUCAAUGGAAGUUGCUCGGUGGGUCUCCUGGACGAGAAACAUGUUCUGAUUCGGCCCAUGGUGGAAGAUGAUUACACUCGUCUCUUCGCUCGCAGGGUAUGGUUUAUACAUUACUCGCCAAUGUCGAUAUUGAAGUGGAGCAUGGACUUCAGGGCAGAUCACGAGGUGGCCAUUGCUCCCAUUUGGGUAAGCUUUCCAGGCCUGCCCAUACCGUUCUUCCAGAGGAGGCAGUUGAUGCAGUUAGCCUCGAUCUUGGGGCGCCCUCUCAAGAUGGAUGCUGCUACCAGCGACCUCCGUCACCCCUCUGUCGCACGAGUGCUGGUGGAGGUGGAUGUCGCACUGCCCCUGGUUAAGCGAGUAUGGAUAGGGGACGAGGAUUAUGGGUUCUGGCAGCCGGUGGACUUUGAAGAUAUCCCCCCAUAUUGUUCUUUUUGCCCCAAAUUCGGCCAUCAACAGGAGAAGUGCUAUCGGAGAGACCCUUCCCUUCGUCCCGUGAAGGUGGGACAGGCAUCCCAGAAGAGUCGAUAG
Molecule: messenger RNA, 735 nt
Organism: Coffea eugenioides
Lineage: Eukaryota; Viridiplantae; Streptophyta; Magnoliopsida; Gentianales; Rubiaceae
Exons: 2
Coding region: 1-735 (244 amino acids)
Source: RefSeq, a predicted model, not a curated record